Cervus elaphus (red deer) is the source of this 8694-nucleotide messenger RNA. RefSeq names its product ciliary rootlet coiled-coil, rootletin (gene CROCC). The record is from RefSeq and is a predicted model, not a curated record. Gene Ontology annotation, biological process: centrosome cycle. The transcript is spliced from 35 exons. The coding region runs from base 2240 to 8257 and encodes 2005 amino acids. Lineage: Eukaryota; Metazoa; Chordata; Mammalia; Artiodactyla; Cervidae.
UCUCAAGAGUCUUCUCCAACACCACAGUUCUAAAGCAUCAAUAAUUCUGCUAGUGAGAACUAGAUUACAUGGCAAGGGAGUCUGGGAAAUAACUUCUAGCCAUUUCCCAUAGAAGAACUGGAAAUGUUUUUUGGUGAACACAUAGCAGUUCCUGUCACACCAUGUCCCGGUACACAGCUAAGCAUGGAUCAUCUUAUUUAAACCUCAUGGUAAAAGCAGGCACUGUUAUUGUCCCAUUUUACAGAUGAAGAAACUUGAGGCUCAGAGAGGCAAAGUCAUUGGCCCAGGCUGAUGGGGAGGCACAGCCAAAUCCUGGCAGUUAGAUGCUAAAGCCAUAAUACCCAGAGCCUUCUGGAUAAUUGUUGUUUGAGAACUGGAUGGACGCUCCGAACAUUAGAAAGUGCACAUACACACAGGGUUUAGAUAUGGUUUCUUGGGCUCUGAUAGAACCCAGAAGGACUGACGGGGAGAACUCUGUGGGCAGGGCCAACGGUUCUGGCAUCUGACUCCCUUCCCCCAUCCCCUAGGGCCCUGGCUGGGGAAUGAUUUAGUUCAGCUCACCAAGCGCGUCUGGGCCCCCUCUCUGCCCAUCUGGGCAAGCAGGGCUGCAGAGCUUGGCCGCAGAGCUUGUGGCCCCUCUCUGCUCUGGCUGUGGGUGUGCAGCCUGUAGGGGGAGUUCCUGAAGGCUGUGUCUGGAGGUGGAAAGAUGGAGCCCCAGGUUUUUGUGGUGAGAGCUCCCUGCCUCUGAGUCUAGUUUUGCCUGAAUCUGGCCUUGGUUGUCAUGGCAACAUCGAGGCACUUAUUUUUUUGGCCCUGUGUGGCGGUUCCUGGUUUUCCAUUCCUGAUUUUCUAUUUCCAGAGCAGAUUCCCUAGUUGGGGGCAAGGGUUUCAGGCUCAGUUACACGGCACCUGCUGCAUUCCUGGGUCUGACCUAGACAAGGUUGGUAGAGCCUUGGAGUGCAAAUGCCCCUGCCUUGCCCUCAGGCCCUCUGGGAGGCUGCCUGGCUUAAGUGGAGAGUUUAGGGCUGCUUCCCCUUCCCUGCAGCGCGGCAGUUUGGAUUAGGUGAGAGCCCCCAGCUCUCUGCGCCUGCUUUUCUCAUCAGGAAAUGGGUUGAGGUGAGAAUUCAAAGUGACCGCGCGAAUGUGACACAGCGUUAGGGUAGAGAGCACCCAGAGGCCAGGGGUCAAGAGGCAGCAGGAGCCCAGACGGGCGAUGCCAGCGACGGCGGGAACAGCAGCCGCCUUGCGGUGGCUGCCCGUGACGUGCCAGCCGUGGUCAGACCCUUACGCAGUGCAACCCAUUUAAUGCUCGCUGUGACUCUGGUCGGUGCCGUCAGUUUCGCGAGAGAACUGAGCCUCGGUAACUCGUUGGUCACACGGCCGACAAGGGGCAGAGCGGGACUCCUCUGUGGCCCUGAUUCCGGAGCUGAGCCUACCCGCUGCACCGCACAGCCUCCUUGCCCCAGGGGAGGAGCAAUGGGAGGCUGGGGGUGGAGCUCGGAGCCCCAGGGCCCGGGUACAGCGACCCUACGGGUCGGAUUUUCAGAUGAAGGAAACCAGUAAUGGCUCACACGUUCACUCUAAGCCCGGCGCUCAGUCACACGCCCUUUGCCGCCAGACGACGCCCCGAGACGGGUGCCAGUGUUUGCACCUCGUGCGGGAAGACUGAGGCUCAGAGAGGCAGAGCCGCUUCCCCUGGGAGGGAGGGGUGGCGGGAGUUGGGGAAGGGGGAUUCGGUUCCGUGCCUGCGCUGGGCAGUUCCGCAGCCCGCUCCUGAUGUGAGAAGUCGUCGGAGCGCCUUGUAAACACAUUUUCAGCAAAGCGUGUGACCCCUUUUCUGGGUCAGUAAAGAUGAUCUCGAAGACUGGCCUUUCCCGCCGCCUGGAUGUGUGUGUGGACCCAGCAGCUGGAGAGGGUGUGCAUGCGUGUGUAUUGGGGAGGGUCUUCUCCGCCACGCCCUCCCCCUCCCCACCCUUCCCUCCGUUUCCCACUCCUUCCUCCCCUUCUCCUCCACCUCCUCCCCUUGCCACUUCACCCCUUCUCCGUCCUCCUCCAACAGGCUCCCCUCCCCCACCCUCCUUUCCCCUCCCCGGCCCCGCCCACCCCGUGAUCACGUGGGGCCCGCCGGAUUUAAGCCUAAUCUGCCCGACGCUCCGCCGGCGGUCUGGCUGUGGGGGAGUCUGGGUUGGUCUCUGGGACCCUAGCAGAGGCCUGGAGAGGGUGCCCAGGGCCGCCCCCCAUGAGCUUGGGGCUGGAGCAGUCGUUGGAGGUGGUUAUCCAGACUCUGGAGAGGAGCCUCCUGGGGUCGGGCCUAGAGGCGGGCCUGAACGGGAGGGGCCCGGCCCAGGACUCGCGGCCCGCCGGCCUGCCUGCCCGCAUCAGGGAGAUCGUCACCCGCAGCCUCUCCCAGGCUGAGAGCGCAGGCCCAGCCCCCGAGAUGGCCUCCAUGCUGUCACUGCAGGAGGAGAACCAGCUGCUGCAGCAGGAGCUGUCCCGUGUGGAGGACCUGCUGGCCCAGAGCCGGGCCGAGCGCGACGAGCUGGCCAUCAAGUACAGCGCGGUCAGCGAGAGGCUGGAGCAGGCUGUGCGGCGGGAGUCUGGGGAGCCAGAAGCCCAGGAGCCCAGGGGGCUGGCCCUGCAGAGUGUGGAGCUGCGGCGGCAGCUGCAGGAGGAGCAGGCCUCCUACCGGCGCAAGCUGCAGGCCUAUCAGGAGGGCCAGCAGCGGCAGGCACAGCUGGUGCAGCGGCUGCAGGCCAAGAUUCUCCAGUGCAAGAAGAAGACCUCAGAGACAGAGCAGCAGCUGCUGGAGAGAUGCGCGGAGCUGGAGCAGCUACGGCUGCGGGACGCAGGGCACAGCCAGGACCUGGAGAGCGCCCUCGUCCGCCUGGAGGAGGAGCAACAGAGGAGCGCCAGCCUGGCCCAGGUGAAUGCGCUGCUCCGGGAGCAGCUGGACCAGGCGAGCUCGGCCAACCAGGCCCUGCGGGAAGAUAUCCGCAAGGUGACCAGCGACUGGGCACGCGGCCGGCAGGAGCUGGAGCAGCGGGAGGCUGCCUGGAGGCGUGAGGGCGAGUCUUUCAACGCCUACUUCAGCCAUGAGCACAGCCGCCUGCUCCUCGUCUGGAGGCAGGUCGUGGGGGCCCGCCGGCUGGUCAGCGAGGUGAAGACGGCCACGGAGAGGGACCUGCUGCAGCUGGGAGGGGAGCUGGCCCGCACCUCACGAGCCAUCCAGGAGGCGGGCCUGGGGCUGAGCGCGGGGCUGCGGCUGGCCGAGAGCCAGGCUGAGGCGGCCCUGGAGAAGCAGGCCCUGCUGGAGGAGCAGCUGCGGAGCAAGCAGCUGCAGGAGCAGGAGCUGGCCCGGCAGCAGCUGCAGAGCAACCUCGACAAGGCCAGCCUCAGUGCCAGAGUGACUGAGUUGGCUCUCACAGUAGAGCGCCUUCAGGACCAGAAUCUGGAGAAGGACCAGCUCAACAAAGCCCUCAGUGAGAAGCUUGAGGCCCUGGAAUCCCUGCGGCUCCAGGAGCAGGCAGCCCUGGAGACAGAGGAAGGAGAGGGGCUGCAGCAGACCCUGAGGGACAUGGCACAGGCCGUCCUGUCGGACACGGACAGCGGCGUCCAGUUAAGUGGCUCUGAGCGCACAGCGGAUGCCUCGGACGGCAGCCUGAGGGGGCUCUCGGGGGCCCGGACUCCGUCCCCGCCGAGGCGGCCCUCGCCUGGUCGCGGCCGCUCCCCGCGCCGAGGCCCGUCCCCCGCCUGCUCGGACUCCUCCACGCUGGCCCUCAUCCACUCGGCCCUGCACAAGCGCCAGCUGCAGGUCCAGGACAUGCGGGGGCGCUAUGAGGCCAGCCAGGACUUGCUGGGCACCCUGCGGAAGCAGCUUAGUGACAGUGAGGGUGAGCGCCGUGCCCUGGAGGAGCAGCUGCAGCGUCUGCGGGAGGAGACCGACGGGGCCGCCCGGGCCCGGGAGGACGCGCAGCGGGAAGCCCAGCGCCUGCGCAGCGCUGUCGACCUCCUGAACAGGGAGAAGGACAGCCUGGCCCACAGCCUGCAGGCGGCCAAGCAGCAGGCCGAGGAGCUACGGCAGGAGUGGGAGAAGCUGCAGGCGGCCCAGGAGGAGCUGCGGCGCCAGCGGGACCAGCUGGAGGAAGAGCGGGAGGACACAGUGCAGGACCACACGAGGACACGCCGGGAGCUCGCGCGCAGCCACAGACAGCUAGAGCAGCUGGACGGGAUUCGUUCAGGGCUGGCGAAGGAGCUGGUGGAGGUGCGGGAGGCGCUGAGCAGUGCCACGCUGCAGCGGGACAUGCUGCAGGCUGAGAAGGCCGAGGUGGCCGAGGCGCUGGCCAAGGCAGAGGCCGGCCGCGUGGCACUCGAGCUGUCCAUGACCAAGCUGAGGGCGGAGGAGGCCUCUCUGCGGGACGCCUUGUCCAAGCUGAGCGCCCUGAACGAGGGUCUGGCGCAGGACAAGCUGGCUCUGAACCGCCUCGUCGCCCAGCUGGAGGAGGAGAAGGCAGUCUUGCUGGGCCGGCAGCGGCAGGUGGAACAGGCGGCUGCUGCGUCUUGGGAGGAGCAGGAGCGGAUGCAGCAGGAGCGGCUGGAGCAGGAGGUGGAGCGGCAGGGCCUGGAGGGCUCCCUGCAGGCAGUGGAGCGGGCACGGGAGGCGCUGGAGCGCCAGCUCCCCGAGCUGCACCGUGAGCGCUGCCGGCUGCAGGAGCAGCUCACCCAGCUCUCCCGGCAGCUGAGCGAGCGGGAGCAGCAGCUGGAGCAGGCGCGACAGGAGACACAGCGGCAGACGGAGGUGCUGGAGCAGGCGACCCGGGAGAAGGAGGCGCUGGCCAAGGAGCGGGCCAGCCUGGCGGUGCAGCUGGCGGCUGCUGAACGUGAAGGCCGGGCCCUGUUGGAGGAGGCCGCACGCCUGCGCUUGGAGAAGGAAGCCCUGGAGAGCAGCCUGUUUGAGGUGCAGAGGCAGCUGGCGCAGCUCGAGUCCCGGCGGGAGCAGCUGGAGGCAGACGGGCGGGCCCUGCUGCUGGCCAAGGAGGCCCUGGCCGGGGAGCUGGCGGGCCUGCGGCAGCAGAUGGCAGCCACAGAGGAGAAGGCUGCUCUGGACAAGGAGCUGACGGCCCAGAAGCUGCUGCAGGCUGAGCGGGAGGCCCAGGCCUCUCUGCGGGAGCAGCGGGCAGCCCACGAGGAGGACCUACAGCGACUCCAGCGAGAGAAGGAGGCGGCGUGGCAGGAGCUGGGCGCAGAGCGGGCUCGCCUGCAGGGUCAGCUGCAGCGGGAGCGGGAGGAGCUGCUGGCCCGGCUGGAGGCCGAGAAGGAAGAGCUGAGUGAGGAGAUGGCCGCCCUGCAGCAGGAGCGCGACGAGGGCCUGCUCUUGGCCGAGACUGAGAAGCAGCAGGCCCUGUCCCUGAAGGAGUCCGAGAAGACGGCGUUGUCCGAGAAGCUGAUGGGGACGCAGCACAGCCUCGCUGCCGUCUCCCUGGAGAUGGAGCGACAGAAGCGGGACGCCCAGAGCCGCCAGGAGCAGGACCGGAGCACCGUGAAUGCUCUGACGUCCGAGCUGCGGGACCUGCGGGCCCAGCUGGAGGAGGCCUCCGCGGCCCACGCCCAGGAGGUGAAGAGGCUGCGGGAGCAGGCUGGGGACCUGGGCCGCCAGCGGGAGUCCUCCCUGCGCGAGGCAGAAGAGCUCCGGACCCAGCUGCGCCUGCUGGAGGAGGCACGCGGCGGGCUGCGGCGGGAGUUGCUGGAGGCACAGCGAAAGGUGCGGGAGGGCCAGGACGGCCGCGAGGCCCAGCGCCAGGAGGCGAGUGAGCUGCGGCGCAGCCUGAGUGAGGGCGCCAGGGAGCGUGAGGCCCUGCGGCGCUCCAACGAGGAGCUGCGCAUGGCCCUGAAGGCAGCGGAGAGCGAGCGGGUCAGCCUGAAGCUUGCCAAAGAGGACAAGGAGCAGAAGCUGGUGCUCUUGGAGGAGGCCCGGGUGGCUGUGGGCAAGGAGGCCGGGGAGCUGCGGGCCGGGCUGCAGGAGGUGGAGCGCUCGCGGCUGGAGGCGCGGCGGGAGCUGCAGGAGCUCCGGCGGCAGAUGAAGAUGCUGGACAAUGAGAACGCCAGACUGGGCCGAGAGCUGCUGGAGCUGCAGGGCCGCCUGGCGCUGGGCGAGCGGGCAGAGAAGGAGGGCAGACGGGAGGCCCUGGGCCUGCGACAGAAGUUGCUGCGGGGUGAGGCCAGCCUGGAGGCCCUGCGGCAGGAGCUCCAGGGGGCCCAGCGGAAGCUGCAGGAGCAAGAAGGCGAGUUCCGGGCCCGGGAGCGAGACCUGCUGGGCUCUCUGGAGGAGGCGCGCGGCGCCCGGAAGCAGCAGCUGGACCAUUCCCGCAGCCUGGGACUCAAGCUGGAGGCCGCCCGGGCUGAGGCCGCGGACCUGGGUCUGCGACUCAGCGCAGCCGAGGGCCGGGCUCAGGGCCUGGAGGCCGAGCGGGCCCGCGUGGAGGCGCAGCGGCGCGCGGCAGAGGCCCAGCUUGCCGGCCUGCGCUCGGCCCUGCGCCGGGGCCUGGGGCUCGGGGGGCCGGUGGCUGGCUCCCCCGCCCGGGGCGCGCCUGCGGGAGGAAGCGUGGAAGGGCUCAGUAGCCCCGACCCCGUGGAACACGGCCCCGCGUCCCAGCCGCCCUCCCCAGGACCGGCCGUCUCCCCGGGGCCUGCAGACCUGGACCCGGAAGCGGUGCGGGGCGCCCUGCAGGAGUUCGUGCAGGAGCUGCGGGACGCCCAGCGAGAGCGGGAUGAGCUUCGCGUCCAGACGAGCGCCCUGAGACAGCAGCUGGCUGAGACGGAGGCCUCACGGGACGGCGCGGCCUCGCGGGCCAGGCAGCUGGAGAAGGCCGUGGUCGAGAGCGAGGAAGGUGGGUCUACCCCGGUGUCCUCGCCUCGGUCUCACGCUUUUCACAUGGAGGCAGGAGAUAGUCUCCUCCGGGGGGGAGGGAGGUGCCUCACGUCCAGACCCACACCCCCCAGGGCUCGGAUGGCUCAGGUCUCGGCCGAGCCUGACGGGCCGGGUGGGGCCACAGCCCGCCGCAGCAUGGAUGGGCGGCUGAGCGGGGCGCAGGCCGAGCUGGUGCAGCAGGAAGAGAACUCGCGGCGCGCUGAGCGGGAGCGCCGGGCGGUGCUGGACCGCGUGGCCGCCCUGGAGAGGAGCCUGCAGGCCACAGAGAGUGAGCUCCAGACCAGCCAGGAGAAGCUCAGCAAGAUGAAGGCCAACGAGGCGAAGCUGGAGAGCGACAAGCGGCGUCUGAAGGAGGUGCUGGACGCGUCAGAGAGCCGCAGCGUGAAGCUGGAGCUGCAGCGGCGUGCGCUCGAGGGGGAGCUGCAGCGCAGCCGCCUGGGCCUGAGCGAGCGGGAGGUGCAGGCGCAGGCCCUGCAGCAGCGGGCGGACUCGCUGCAGAGGCAGGUGGCGGACGGCGAGAUGAAGGCGGGCACUCUGCAAGUGACGGUGGAGCGGCUGAGCGGGGCCCUGGCCAAGGUGGAAGAGAGUGAGGGCCUCCUGCGGGACAAGGUGCAGGGCCUGACAGAGGCCCUGACCCGGAGCAGCGCCAGCCUCACCAGCACCCAGGACAAGAACGUGCAGCUGCAGAAGGCCCUGACUGCCUGUGAACAUGACCGUCAAGUGCUCCAAGAGCGGCUGGAGGCCGCGCGGCAGGCGUCAUCCGAGGCGCGGAAGCAGAGCAGCUCCCUGGGUGAGCAGCUGCAGACCUUGCGGGGCGAGCUGGCAGAUCUGGAGCUGCAGCGGGCGGAGGCUGAGGGGCGGCGGCAGCAGCUGCAGGAGGCGCUGCGGCAGCGGCAGGAGGCUGAGGCCGCGGCCCUGCACACGGCCCAGAAGGCGCAGGACGAGCGGCGGCAGCUGCAGGAGCGCCUGGGGAGCCUGCAGCGCACCCUGGCCCGGCUGGAGGCUGAGAAGCGGGAUGCGGAGCGCUCAGCCCUGCGGCUGGAGAAGGAGCGGGCAGCCCUCAAGAGCACACUGGGCAAGGCCCAGGUGGCAGCGCUGGAGCAGAACCACAGCCCGGCCGGCCUGGAGGCCGCGGAGCUGCAGCAGGAGGUGGAGCGCCUGCGCGGCGCCCAGGUGCGGACGGAGCGCGCGUUGGAGGCGCGGGAGCGCGCCCACCGGCAGAGGGUGCGGGGGCUGGAGGAGCAGGUGUCCACGCUGAAGGGGCAGCUGCAGCAGGAGCUUCGAAGGCGCUCAGCCUCCUUCUCCCCGCCCUCCGGGCCCCCGGAGAACUGAGCACCUCUGCCGGCAUCCUGGCGACGGGGCCUGGGGCUGGGCCGGACUGGAGGGGCGCCCUCAUUGGGGUCCAGGGGGCCUGAGCCGGAGCUCGCAGGGGCGAGGGGUGGGGUGCCAGGGCCAGGAUGGGGCUCCAGCCUGUCAGAGCCACCCCUUGGGGGCCCCCUCAGCCCCUUCCCGGGAGGGCCCCCUGAGGACUGGGCUGGAGAGACCUGCCCCCACUGACCCUGGGCGCAGGUGCGCUGGCCGUGAGGGUCGCGCCUGGGGCAGGCCUGCUGGCCACUCAGAAGUCUGUCCGUCUUAGUUCAGUGCUUGUCAGCAAGUUCCUCAGAGUUCAGAGUCACUGUAUUUUUAUACCUUUUUACAAUGUUAACUGUUCAAAACUGUUGUGUUUUUUGUAACAACUCAAUUUUUUAAAGAAUGCUUUGUACAGAUGU